AUGGAGUCUGUCGUAUUGGAGACGAGCAUGGGUGAUAUUCAGCUGGAAUUGUACUGGAAUCACGCCCCUCGAACGUGCAAAAACUUUGCUGAACUGGCAAAGCGUGGUUAUUACAAUGGUGUUGUAUUCCAUCGUAUCAUUGUAGAUUUCAUGGUACAGACCGGGGAUCCGACGGGGACAGGCAGAGGAGGAACGAGUAUUUACGGCCAGAAGUUCGAGGACGAGAUACAUCCAGAGCUGCGGUUCACAGGUGCAGGGAUACUCGCGAUGGCGAAUUCUGGACCGAACACAAAUGGCUCGCAAUUCUUCCUGACCUUGGCACCAACACCGUAUCUGGAUAAUAAACAUACAAUCUUCGGUCGAGUGUCUUCUGGGAUGCGAGUUCUGCAGCGACUGGGCGCCGUCGCAACUGACGUACAGGAUAGACCUCGAGAGGACGUCAAAAUCUACAAGGCUCGUGUUGUAUGA
Sparassis crispa is the source of this 468-nucleotide messenger RNA. Its product is annotated as Peptidyl-prolyl cis-trans isomerase-like 1. The coding region runs from base 1 to 468 and encodes 155 amino acids. NCBI's taxonomy places the organism in Eukaryota, Fungi, Basidiomycota, Agaricomycetes, Polyporales, Sparassidaceae. Gene Ontology annotation, cellular component: catalytic step 2 spliceosome. Gene Ontology annotation, biological process: protein folding; protein peptidyl-prolyl isomerization. The record is from RefSeq and is a predicted model, not a curated record. The transcript has 6 exons. Gene Ontology annotation, molecular function: peptidyl-prolyl cis-trans isomerase activity.